CUGUUUUACGUUAAAAAAAGUAAAAAUCACUAUUUUCUUUUAAAAAUACUUUUCUUUCGUUUCUCCUUCAACCAUGGUUUGUUCUUACCGUUUUUGGUUUUGCGAAAUAAAAAAAAAAGUUUUAUCCUUUAUUCUGAUAUAAAAAGAGCAGUUAAAAAUACAUUAAAAAUAUUUUAGUUUUUGCUCUUUAUUUUUAAUUUAAAAAAAAAACACAUAUAAAUACAUUAAAAAAAUCAGACAUAGAUAGAGGAACGACUUAACAUAGGUGUGGCGGAAAAAUAAAGGGAAAAUGGAUUUUAGAUUGUUUUACGUAAUAGUUUUAACGGUUUUCUUUUUUGUUUGUGGUACAAUCUGUGAUAAAACUGAUAGCAAAAUUUUAUUGAAAUUUAAAAAAUCUUUAAAUAAUAGUUAUAUUAAUAGUAAUAUAAAAAUAGUUAAUGAAGUAACUUCAAUGGUUACAAAUUACGAAAAAUUAAAUGAAGAGGAAUUGGAUUUGAUAAAAUUAGAUAAAAUUAAGUUAAGGAAAAUCAGUAACGGAACUAAGAAUAUAUCUAAUUACAAAAUUGAUGAUAUUCUGAUGAUGGGGAUUGAUAAUUAUGAUAAGGAUUUGUUGAUAGAGCCGGAAGGUUUCCUCGGGAGCACUGAAACUAAUGAAGGAAAACCUGAAAAUUAUGAGUUAAAAGAGGUAUUGAAAAAAGAACCAAAAGCAAAUAAAUUACCUUCGUUUUUACGUGAUUUAACAAAAAUACAGUCAAAUUCAAAGGAUAUUAAGAACGACCCUAGAAAAAAUUUCCUUUAUAAUAAAAAUAUAAUAACCGAUUCAACACUGCCAAAGCAGCAUCUUUUUUAUCCAAAUAUUAAUAAUUACAAUAAGAGGGAAAGCAAAUUUAAAGAAAAUAUGGCAGAAGGGUUGUUGAUGCCAAAAACAAAAGUGAUGGAGGCAAAAAGGACCGAAAAAAAGAAAAAAAAUAUAUACCGAAAAACAAAAGAAAUUUUACCAUUAACACAAGAUGAAGAUAAUAAAGGAGUACAGCAGAAAGAUAAGUUACAACAAAAGAGAAAGUUUUCAAGGAUCAAAAAGAGUCGCAGGCAACCCUUAUCACCAAAAACAUUAGCUAAAGAAGAAAUUAAACCAAUUAAAAUUUUUAAAAGCGAACGUCUUAAACAUUACGAAAAUUAUUCAAAGUUAAAAAAAAGAUUUGGAAAUGUAAGAAGGGAAAUUUUAAUCAAUGUGAAUGCAUCAACAAUAACGUCUAAAAGUAGACAAGAAAGAGCUGUGAUGCCACGUAAAGAACGAAUAUGGGACUACGGUGUCAUUCCAUAUGAAAUAGAUAAUAUUUUUAGUGGAAAUCAUAAAGCUAUAUUUAAACAAGCAAUGAGACACUGGGAAAAUUAUACAUGUAUAAAAUUUGUUGAACGUGAUCCUGCAUACCACAAUAAUUAUAUUUAUUUUACAAUAAAAAAUUGCGGAUGCUGUUCCUUUGUUGGAAAACGUGGAAACGGAAGACAAGCUAUUUCGAUCGGUACCAAUUGUGACAAAUUUGGUAUCGUAGUUCAUGAAUUAGGACAUGUUAUUGGAUUUUGGCAUGAACAUACUCGAAUUGAUCGUGACCAGUAUAUACAAAUCAAUCGAGCGAAUAUUCUUCAAGGGCAAGAAUAUAAUUUUAACGUAUUGGAUCCCGAAGAUGUUGAUUCAUUGGGACUACCCUAUGAUUAUAACUCAAUAAUGCAUUACGCUAGAAACACAUUUUCAAAAAGCAUUUACUUGGAUACCAUAACACCCAUAAUUCCAAAAGGUCAACAACGGCCAGAAAUCGGGCAACGUAUUCGUCUAAGUCAAGGUGAUAUUGCUCAAGCUAAUUUAUUAUACAAGUGUGCAAAAUGUGGCCGAACCUUUCAAACACUUAAAGGAAAAAUUAUUUCCCCUGGGUAUAUUUUAGGUGCUAAUAGAGUUAUAAAUGGUACUUUAAAUAAUGAUGACAUGAUUGAACGAUGCGAGUGGAGAAUUACGGCAACCCAUGGUGAAAGUAUAACUUUACGAAUUCGUGAACUACAAAUAUUCACAAAUGAUACCGCUGGUAAUUGUAAAGAUAAUUUUUUGGAAAUUCGAGAUGGAUAUUGGUUAAAAUCGCCACUAAUCGCAAGAACUUGUGGAAAUAAAAUCGACAAAAGGUUGGCAGGUGGAAUUCGCUCAAAGUCUAGUCGAAUGCUAAUUACUUAUGUAAAUAGCAUGUUACCCAAAGGAUUCAAAGGAUUCAUUGCUGAAUUUGAAGUAACUUGCGGUGGGACCUUUUAUAUAAAUGACAGUCAACGUAUCGAUUCCCCGAAUUAUCCCUCAGAGUAUUUGCCAGAUAAAGAAUGUAUUUGGAGAAUAAUAGUUCCGGAUAAAUAUGAAGUUGCACUUCAAUUUCAAACUUUUGAAAUUGAAAAUCAUGAUAAUUGUAUUUAUGAUUAUGUUGAAAUACGUGAUGGUAAUACAGCUGAUUCUGAAUUGAUAGGAGUGUUUUGUGGACAUAAAAUACCACCUACUAUAAAGACAAACUCAAAUGAAAUGUAUGUGAAAUUUAUCUCGGACUCAACUGUGCAAAAAGUUGGUUUUUCCGGUAUAUUUAUGAAGGAAGUCGAUGAAUGUAAACUGCGGAAGCAUGACUGUCAACAUGAGUGCGUGAAUACGUUAGGAAGUUAUGAAUGCAUUUGUAAAGCUGGUUAUGAAUUGGAGUUAGACGGAAAGUCGUGUGGCGAUGCAUGCGGUGGAAGAAUUAAUGCAUCAAUGAAAAGUAAAUUAAAAUUGGCUUCCCCAUCAUUCCCACACGUAUAUCCGAUUUUAAAAAACUGUAUUUGGGAAAUAGUAGCUGAAGAAAAUCAUAAUGUUUUCUUAAAUUUUACACAUUUUGAUAUGGAAGGCUCUAAAUAUCAGUUCAAAGAAUGCAGCUAUGAUUAUUUAAAUAUUUAUUCAAAGCUAAAAGAUAACAGAUUGAGGCUCAUUGGAACAUUUUGUGGUACUGAACUACCACCCUUGAUUCAAUCAGAGAACAAUAUCUUAAGGGUUGAGUUUCAUUCAGAUAAAUCAAUUCAACACACAGGUUUCCUGGCAGAAAUAAAAACGGAUUACGACGAAUGUGCCAAAGGAAAUGGUAAAUGUCAACAUAAUUGUAUUAAUACAUAUGGAUCUUAUAAAUGUUCUUGCCGAAUUGGAUACAGUCUGCAUGAAAAUGGAUUUAAUUGCAGUGAAACAAAUUGUAAAUUUGAGGUGACGUCAUCAUAUGGUGUUGUUCACAGCCCAAAUUAUCCAAAUAAUUACCCAAAAAAUUUAUAUUGUUACUGGCAUUUCUCAACAGUACCUGGUCAUCGCAUAUUACUUUCAUUUCAUGAUUUUGAAAUAGAAAAUCAUCAAGAAUGUAUUUAUGAUUCUUUAACUUUAUAUGAUGGAAAAAAUGAAAACAGUUCGACGCUAGGAAGUUACUGUGGUGAAAAACAACCAUAUACGGUGGUAGCAUCAACUAAUGAAUUAUACAUGGUUUUGAAAACAGAUUCUGGUCUUCAAAAGAAAGGAUUUAUGGCAACACAUACAAUAGAAUGUGGCGGGUAUUUACGUGCAACAAACGAAACAAAACAUUUUUAUUCACACGCCAAGUUCGGGCAUCGACCUUAUAAAAAAAAUGUUUAUUGCGUAUGGAGAAUACAAGCGAAUUCUGAGAGUAGUGUUAAAUUAAGCUUUGUUAGUUUUUCAAUUGAAUAUGAAGGAAAAUGUGGUUAUGAUUAUGUGGAAGUAAGUGAAGAUAGCAAUCAGUCAAGAAAAUCAUCACAUGGAAAAUUUUGUGGUAAUUUUAAACCUCCUAAAAUUACAUCUCAUUCAGAUAGUUUGAUUGUGAAAUUUGAAACAGACAAUUCCACGUCAUUAAAAGGAUUCGCAGCGUCGUAUGUAGCUGUUGAACCGCCAGGAGGUCAAGAUACAGAAUAUGAAAAAAAUACCAGCUACAGUUAAACCAAAAAAGAAUCACAUUAAAAGGAAAAAAAAGACGAUUUUACAGAAUUGAAAUCAAAAAAUUAAUCAAAUUUGAAAGACUUUGAGAUUAUUUUUUAAAUAAAUCGAAAGUAGUAG
Messenger RNA from Condylostylus longicornis, 4102 nucleotides. Its product is annotated as dorsal-ventral patterning protein tolloid. The coding region runs from base 290 to 3985 and encodes 1231 amino acids. The record is from RefSeq and is a predicted model, not a curated record. The transcript is spliced from 10 exons. Lineage: Eukaryota; Metazoa; Arthropoda; Insecta; Diptera; Dolichopodidae. Gene Ontology annotation, molecular function: calcium ion binding; metalloendopeptidase activity; zinc ion binding. Gene Ontology annotation, biological process: proteolysis.